Messenger RNA from Thlaspi arvense, 318 nucleotides. The record is from the annotation of a GenBank genome assembly. Lineage: Eukaryota; Viridiplantae; Streptophyta; Magnoliopsida; Brassicales; Brassicaceae.
AUGUUGGUUUCUGAGAAGGCUGGUUAUUGGGUUCAGACAAGAACAGGAGGAAAGAAUCAAUCGUUGUUUAAGGAAGUGAAGCUUAGUAGUGGAGAUAAAUACAAGGCUUGGAUUGAGUAUAAGAGAAGUACGGUUACUGUUACGCUUGCACCUGCGCAUCUAAAGAAACCAAAGAGGCCAUUGAUUGAAACACAAGUCAAUCUCUCUGAGGUUGUUCUUGAGAGAAUGUAUACCGGUUUUGCUGGUUCCAUGGGUCGUGGUGUGGAGCGUCACGACAUUUGGAGCUGGACUUUCGAGAACACUGCCAAAAACAGCUAA